GUUAACUACUUUUUAGUAUAGCAAUAUAAUUACAGUGAAACCUUUUAGGUGCCUAUCACGAAUGUAGAAGUACGGUCGCCGCAAGGGCUUUUAUUGUGGUACAUAGAGUCCUGACAUUCAGACUGCAAGUCAAAAACAGGAAGCGUUAUUGGGGAUCUUUGGAUUCUUCACAGAACGAACUCUUUCCUCUGAACUUCGACUGCAGACAACACCAGAUAGCUACUGCCAGGCCCACGGUUUUGGAAAACACUUUACCCGUUUGCACCGCCUUCUCUACAUGCGAGCUAGGUCUCUGUUUGUGUUUACAAGGAUCAUUAGGGAAACCUAUAGAUUCCUUCCAAUGCUACUGAAAAUUCCAACGCUGCACUUAGAGACACUUUGAAUGAAAACAAGCUCUCUCCUGCGCAGCUGGACCGGAGGCUCUGAAUCUGCUCUCUCCUGCGCAGCUGGACAGGCGGCUCUGAAUCUGCUCUCUCCUGCGCAGCUGGACAGGCGGCUCUGAAUCUGCUCUCUCCUGCGCAGCUGGACAGAAGGCUCUGAAUCUGCUCUCUCCUGCGCAGCUGGACAGGCGGCUCUGAAUCUGCUCUCUCCUGCGCAGCUGGACAGAAGGCUCUGAAUCUGCUCUCUCCUGAGCAGCCAGAACAGGAGGCUGCAUCUUUACUCUCCUGCGCAGCUGGGACGGGGGCUGUGACGUCGGGCCUGCGCAGACAUCUGCGGGGGCAUGCCGAGAGGCGGGGCGACGCGGAGGUGAGGGGGCGGCCCGGGAUGACCGGCUGGUCCAGGGUGGAGGAGCUGACAAUGGACGAGGGACAACGGUCCUCCAGGGAGAAGGGGGGCGCCAACGGGGGUGGCGAGUCGGGCGCAGAGGAGGGCUCCAGCUCGGAGAGCGAGGCGGAGCAGGAGCUGGGGCAGGAGCAGGAGCAGGAUCAGGCCGGCCGUGGCCGGAGGAGGGAGGGGCUGAUCUCUACCAAGCCCCACCGCCAGCUCUGCCGGUCCCCCUGCCUGGACCGGCCCAGUUUCUCCCAGAGCAGCACCCUGCAGGAGCUCCGCUCCGAUGACACCCGCCCGUCAGCCCCCGCUGACCGCGGCUACCAGGCCAAGAUGGACUUCGCCCUGAAGCUGGGCUACCCCGGGGAGCAGGUGGAGGCCGUGCUGGGCAAGCUGGGCGCCGACGCCCUGAUCAACGACGUCCUGGCUGAGCUGGUGAGGCUCGGGAGCAAGGGAGAGGCUGAGGGCCCACCCGGUGGGGCGGGGGGCGGAGCUGGGGGCGGGCCAGGGGUCGGGGGUGGAGCUGGGAUACCCAGAGGCCCCUGCGGUAAGGAGAUCAGCAGCCCGGAGACGUCACUGGAGGACGAGUCUGUGGACAACACUGACAACCUGCGGCCCAUCGUCAUUGACGGCUCCAACGUAGCCAUGAGCCAUGGAAACAAAGAGGUGUUCUCCUGCCGUGGGAUCCAGCUGGCGGUGGAUUGGUUCCUGGAGAAGGGGCAUAAGGACAUCACGGUGUUUGUUCCAGCCUGGAGGAAGGAGCAGUCCAGGCCUGACGCCCCCAUCACAGAUCAGGAAAUCUUGAGAAAGCUGGAGAAAGAAAAGAUUCUGGUGUUCACCCCCUCCCGGCGGGUCCAGGGCAGGAGGGUGGUGUGCUAUGACGACCGCUUCAUCGUCAAGCUGGCCUGCGACUCGGACGGCAUCAUCGUAUCCAAUGACAACUACAGGGACCUCCAGAACGAGAAGCCUGAGUGGAAGAAAUUCAUUGAGGAACGGCUCCUUAUGUACUCCUUUGUGAACGACAAAUUCAUGCCUCCAGACGAUCCUUUAGGAAGACAUGGUCCAAGUUUGGAGAACUUCCUCCGAAAAAGGCCAGUCAUUCCAGAACACAAAAAACAACCAUGUCCUUAUGGAAAGAAAUGCACCUAUGGACAUAAGUGCAAGUACUACCACCCCGAACGGGCCAAUCAGCCGCAGCGGUCCGUGGCAGACGAGCUGCGGGCGUUUGCCAAACUGUCCGCGGUGAAGACCAUGAGUGAAGGGGCGCUGAUCAAGUGCGGCUCAGGGUCCCUGGCAGGGGGGAAGGGGGACCCCGGAUCAGAGGCCAAACGCGUGGCCCCCAAACGUCAGUCGGACCCCAGCAUCCGCUCGGUGGCGGCUACGGCGGGCUGCGAGGCGGACGACCGCCCGUCGGCGCCCCGUCGGCCCGACUCGGGCUCGGUGCCGGCCCUGGUCACGGCGCUCAGCGUGCCGACGAUGCCGCCAGUGAAGAGCCACGCGGCAGGGGCCCUGAACACCCGCUCGGCCAGCAGCCCCAUCCCGGGCUCCUCCCACUUCUCCUGCGGCUCGAUCGAGCAUGCCCCUGGCGCGCAGUACCCGCCCAUCCUGGUCACCAACACCCACGGCGCCCCCCUCGGCUACGGCGAACCCUUCCCCAAGUACGACUCCACCAGCGACCACGGCUACUACUCGAUGCUGAGCGAUUUCUCCAGCGUCAGCCUGGGGAGCAUGCACGCCGCCGACAGCUUCUACAGCAUGGAGGAGGAGCCCAGGGCCUACCCCAAGAGCCAACCCAGCGCCGAGUCCUAUCCCGCGGUCCGCUACGCCGGCGGGGAGCUCUACAUGGGCUCGCUGGACAGCGGAUUGGAGGAGAACGCCAAGGGACAGCAGCAGCAGCACCCGCCCCCCCAGACCCAGCGGAGCCUGCCGGCCUUCGCCCACGGCUUCCACCACGAGGCGCUGACCCGCGUGCAGAGCUACGGGUCCGAGGAGCCCAAGCAGGGCCUCCGCAAACUGGCCCGCCUGGCCCCCCACCUCCAGCACCCCCUGGUGGGCGCCCGGUCCAGCUGCCCCGGGGACUACCCCCUGCCGCAGGGCGUCCACCCCUCCUCGCCUUCCUCCCCCUCCUCCUCCUCCUCGCCGUCGGGCCCCGCCCAGCCCGGGCGGACGCUGGGCAUGACGCGCAUGGACAGCGUGUCGGACUCGCGGCUGUACGAGGGCGGCGUCAUGCGGCAGAGGCGCCCGCCGCUGUGCCGCGAGCAGCACGCCAGCUGGGACCCGCUGCCCGUGGGGGGCGCCCCCGAGCACUGCGGGUGCCGCCACCCCUUCCCGCUGGGCGGGGCCCUGAUGCAGCCCUGCUGCGAGAGGGUGAUGGUGCGCAGCAUGCCCGAGAAGAUGGAGCAGGCCUGGCGCUGCGCGUCGCCGUGGGAGGAGCCUCCCGGCGCGCCCGGCCCCGCCGCCACGCCCGCCGACCCCCCUGAGCGCCAGGGCGUGCCCGAGCAGCAGUACCAGACCUACCGCAACCUCUGCAACAUCUUCCCCGCCCACGUGGUGCACUCGGUCAUGGAGCAACACCCCCACGUCACCGACCCCCAGCAGCUGGCCGCGGUCAUCGUCAGCAGGCUCCGCUCCGGCCGCUAGACCCCCCCCCCACUCCGAGUCUCCGUUUCUGUCCUGCUCUGAACCAGAGAUCACUACCGCCCCCUGUCUCUGUCUAACUCUGAAGGAAAAGGGAGGAAAAAGUAAAAGUAUAAUAUUAUAUAUUUACUGGCUGCAAAACCACUGUUGUUUUGUUUUUACAAAAGAAAUGUGUAAAGUGCACAAAGCCAGAAGAAGCGUGCGGUGUUAUGGCCUGCCUUCACAUGCACACGAGCACUUGUGUUUAUAUAUAUUUUGCGACUUGAAUCUCAAGUUUUUUCCUUGUGAGAUUUUAAGGAAAAAGUGAAUAUAAUUUGGGACGUUCUAAAGUGCGUACCUCAGUGCAUGGGAUUUCCGCUUGUAAAAGGCCUUAUAUUUACAUGACCUCACAUCGUUGUCGACCACUAUUCAUUUUGAGUAUUGAGUGUUGCAGCUGAAGAGGUCUUUUCAGUUCUUAAAGUGUUAAGCACUAGCAGUGUGUAGAAAUAUUUUCUCAAUAAUUUUCCUUGCAUAAACUGCCUUUGUUUUGAGCAGGAAUGUGGAAAAAUGUGUAUAAUUUAGACAAAGUACAAUGGCAAAAAAGAAAGAAACUAGUCAACGGCUGGUUGGCCUUUUGGUAGAUGCUACAGUUAAAUUGGAGCCAAUCUUCAUAUAAAAGAACAUUAAAGGUUGCCAUUGUAAAUGGGUAUUUGAAGCUGCUGAAAUUAUGCCAAAAAAGAUAAUCAGCUGCGUCAUAUUUAGACCCAGCAGUCGUGUUUAUAUAAUGUCCGAUGUUGAUGUUGGCUUGUGGGGGUUGAAUGUUAAAAAUAGACUUUUCCUUCGGUGUGUGUGCUAGUGUCACGUGCAGUUGUACUUACAGUAUGUUUGUCCGUAUCGUUUAUAAUAUUUGAAAAACGAUUUGAAGGCGUGUGACGCGGUUUCUGUCUCACGGGAAGACAGAGCAGAAUCGUGUCCCGGAGCCGCGAAAUGACGCUUUCGAACACCUUCGUUUUAUAAAGGCGCUCCGGUUUUCUGUACAUACCGCUGUGCGAUGAAACGUCACGUUGGCUUAUUUAAACCAACCAAUGUCUGUAAUGAGGAAGUAGUCUGUGAGCUGUCCGCGGAGGCCUCCACUUAAUCUAACCAUGGUGCACUUCUUCCUUAACUUGGCUUUUUUUUUAAAAAACCAUAACGUGUAAUUUCCAAAUUAGCCAAAAAAAAAAAGUAUUACUUAAAAUGAGCUUAAAUCAAUUAAUCAAUUACUGGAAGCUGAGGACAAAGCACAUUGAGUUUAAAUUGAUUAGAGGCCUUGAGAUAUAUAUAUAUAUAUAUAUAUAUAUAUAUAUAUAUAUGAUGUUUUUGUGUGAAAUUAGAGGGAGGGCCACGAGCAGCCUGUUGGUUCUUCAUUCGAAGGUGAGACACUGCCUCCAUGUUUCCUUCAAUGGAACGGUGGUUGGGCAGGGCUGCUGUCAUUGGUUGUUUCUGGCAUUUGGCGAAAGGCUUCUGCUAUGCUGUUGUCUCUCUCUUUACCUGCCUGUUCUGUAUCCCUCUUCCCUGCUUGCAGCAUUUCACUGGGGCGGGGCUGGGGGGGGGAGGAGCUGGUUUCUCUCACUGAGCUUUAGCAAAGGAGACUGCGAGCGAAACGUUUGCGAACGGUUUAAAUGUGUUCUGACUGAGUGUAGAGUUACAGGAAAGUCUUUAACUAUUUAAAAUUUAAACACGGUUUGUGCAUAAAUAAAUGUACACAUUUGAAAUUUCUGUGCAGCACUACUGUAUAGUGUGUUAAAAAUAAUCUUACUUGUAUUUUGAUAUCUGUGACUUAUACUGCAUGGUUAAAUUUGUUGUGAAUUCACCUGCUAAACUUUUGAUAAACGAUUGCAGUUUGCGUUCGACCCCACACUAACGAUCUUUCAUUACAGCACGCAGCAAAGCCUCAAAUGUCCAGAAACGACCUUUGUUUGUUGAUACAAAUUGUAUCUAUUUCUUGAUUGUAAAAAAAUAUAUAUUUAUGAAAUGUACAGUAUCAUAUAUAGAAAUACCUUUAUGAAAAAAAGAAAAAAAAAUGCAACAAUGUUUUGUGACACUGUGUGUCACUGGGAGUAGCCCAAAGGACCUUUUCUUACUGGGCACUGUGUUUAUAGACCUGAGUCCUUUUUAACCUGCUACACGGACAUGCACUCAACUGUGGUGUGUAGCCAUUAUAGCGUUAUUGUAUUCUCACUAGAUGUUUGGUUUAAAAAUAACAACGCUUUCCAGCAGUAAAGUAAUAGUGCUAAUCAGCGCAAGUCGUUCGCUGUCUGCACAUUCUUGUGACGUUGGUGUGGUAACCCGCAGCAACGGUAGCAUUUUCCCUCCACUUCCAGGAUCUUUUCCUCCUUGAUCUGGUGAAAACUGGCCCACGUCUUUAUUUCUCACAAUCUUAAUCUUUCUGUGCCCCAACACCCCACCCCUGCCCACACACACACAUACACACACUUACACUCUCACUCUCACACACAGACACACACAUGCACGCACGCACACACACACGCACACUGACAUUCUUGUUUGCUUAGGUUCAGUAGCUACAGAUGCUGUAAAAAUAGCUGGGUUACCACACCCUUCUCGGGAGCAGAAUGAUGACUUUAAAGUCCAAGUCUCGUGAUUUCUUUUGUUGUCAUUUUUGAUAAAUACAUAAUUUAAAUGAAACACACAUGCGGAAAACAAACAAAAAUUUGACAAUCCUGUAAAAUCAUAAAGCGCUUUAAAUUUGGUUUCUGCCCUCUCCAAUGGAAAGUCCUCUUCCUAUGGAAAUCAGUUAUGUUUUGUGAUGUCACUCCUAAAAUAAAAAAAUUAUUAAAAAUAUUAAUUAUGAACAUCAUAAACGUUUUCUAAUUUGCUUUCCUUUUUAAGUAUUUAGCAAGUUUCAGGAAUUCACCAACCAGAUUUGCAGCUUGUUAUCACUAUUGGAAAUAUGCUGCACCUUUUGCAGUUUGUAGCGGUGUUUUUGAAAGUUAAUUCUUGGUUAUAAUUCAAGUGCAUUUAUAAUGAACUAGAUUUUCAUUUUUGAGCAUUUACUUUUACUUGUGCUCCAUUUUGUAUCUGUACCAAACCCAAACUAGUGAUGCGUGGUUUUCUGAUGGGACUUGGACUUUAAAUGUUUGUCUCUCUUCUGUGACACUUCUGUGAUAUUUUCGCCUUAAACGUUGUAAAAUGAGUGGAGAGUUGAAGCCUUUUGUCUCAGAAUCUUCUAAGAUGUCAGCAUAUGUGUUUGAGUGAAGCGUGUGGCUAAGAGCCUUUGUAAUUUGUAUACCUGUUGAGAGGGUCACAUGAUUGAGCGUACAGCUAUUUUGUGAUAUUCCUGAGGUUAUCUCUGUCUGGUUACCCAUUUCUUUGAAUUUAGUUAUGUAUCUGUAGUAGUAGAGGCAUGCCAUGAUAAAUAAUAUAUUUUUGGAGUCGUUAAAUCUGUAAAUCUAAUUGACAGAGUUAUCAUUAUUGUACAGGCCUAUUAUAAUUUUGAAAAUAUCUGCACUAUUUGAGAUGAAAAUCAAUGGUAUAUCAACACGAUCGCAACAGAGCAUCGUUGAAGUUCACCGAAUUUUUAUGCAGUCUGAUUGAAGACGUGCGCCCAGUUUAAGCAACUCUCAGGUAUUAUACGAGAUUUGUGACAAACUUGUAUACUUUGCUGAUGUGUGUUCUUGACGUUUGCCGUUCUGAAUGAAAAUUGAUUUAUAUUUGCCAAGCUUGGGUGCAGAUCUCUGUGGCGUGUCUGUAAUUUGUGCUUAGCGGUCUUGUAAUGUACUUUAUGACGCCGUGCUUAAAUGUCACAAUGGCAAGUUGACUAUAUUUUAGUCUUGUGUUGUAAUGAGCUGCAAUAGUUUGUUUUAUUCUUUGUUGAAUGAAACACAAAGCUUUUUAAAAAUUGUUUUAAACCGACGGGAAAACAAAAAACAGCCGUAAAAAAAUGAAAAUAACUCAUAUAAACUCUUUGGGUCUGUGGACUCAAACAAAAUGUAAGUCUCAAUGACAAAGGGGUGUCUGUUUGUGUACAUUACUCCAAAAUGAAUGGGAUGUUUGUGCAGUGAUUUUAAUGGGGUGUGAACCGUGCCACCGACACUGCAGAUCCAGGGACUGCCUUUUCAGCUGGUAUGCAGACGUGGGUUACUGGGGAACCGUGCAAUUUUAAGAACAGGAUAAUGGCGUUACUUACAGGGCUCCUCUGGUUAUAGCCCAGUUACAAGUAACUGGGUCUGAUCUGAUUAAACCAAGCCACAUUUAAACCAGGGGUAAUCGUUGGUUACAAGAGAACCUUGUCCAGGCUCUGCAUGCACGAGAUGGCGACGAUUUAUUGUAGUGUUGUCUGACUGCAUCCGAGUUACAAGUAACUCAGUCGAGACUGAUUAUAGCAACGCAAAUAUAGCAUCUACACCACAGCCAGCCAUCCAUGGUACCCAAGUGCAGGAGAUGCUUCUGGAACACACAUUGUCACAUUUGUUGGAUAAUUAAUUAAUUGAAUGUAUCUGUCAGAUCAAUUAUGUAAUUAAGCGAAAAAAUAAAACAAAAAAUUAAAUAAAAAAAAAACAGACUCGCCUGCCCUGUUCUGAGCAGUGGUCUAUGAGCAGUUCCACUGUUAAUUCAAACAUGCCCUGACAGAAUUUAUGAAACGUGGCACAUUUGCACCAGGAACCAUACGCAGAGUUUAUGCAUCUACACUGGCAUUGCAUGGCGGCCAUGGUCUACGAAGCCGUAGAAGUUAAAGCUAGCAUGACAGACCUCUUUAGAUGUGAUUUUGGCACUCGGUGUACUCUGCAAACGAAUACAGAAAUGCCCUGGAUACAGGCAUCUGCAAAUUGUGUGUUGUUGUUAGAAAAAGAUAAACCUCGUAACGAUGAUGUGGAAAGCUUUCGUGGCUUUUUCCAACGUUUGUGUGAUAACAGUAAAGUGGCUUUUUAUGUUGUUGUUAUUUUUUAAACGUUUUUCGUUUUAGUGUGGAAGAACAUUAUUCUUACUUCAUGCCAACGUUGUUUCGACCAGGCCAAUACUGAUGAUGCUGUCCUUCAUUGGGUUAUCAGUGGUUCCUCAACCAAGGUUAUCCAAUGGCUAAUACACAGAUGUUUUUUUCUUUUUAAAGAUUUUGUAAUCACUGUUUUUCUUUUGUUUCCACGCAAGUAAUAGAUAUUAGACUUGCAAACAAAUAAAGUGUAACUGUAAGCAUAAACAGGGCUCCUGUUUGCAUCUUUCAUGUAUGGUUAUCUCCCCCUUAGUUCAGACUAAUUUGUUAAUAAGCUGCAGGCAGGCUAAAGUUAGCCAUGCUUGCUAAGCUAGCUCACCUUGCCCUAGCUGAUUUGGGCUGCUAAUACAUUUUUGAAAUUGCAAAGAUAUUGCAAACCACUUUUAAAAAAUAUAUUAUUAUUAUCUACCCCCUUCCCAAAAAAUGGCCUUGUGCUUUAUCCACCGAGUCAUUUAUGGCAGGGGCCCCAACCCUAGUCCUGAAGAGCUAUUAAGUAUGCUGCUUUUCAAUUUUAACUUAAAAUUUGCAACCAGUUCAGACGUACAAAACCUGCUUAGGUGAUCUCCCCUGCGGCACUCCAGGACCAGAUUUAUGAUGUGUUGACUAUUUUAGUUGUAAAUGCACUUUCGUUUACAGUAUUUUAAAAGUAACGUAGUGCAUUUAUUAUUUGAAGAUUUAAACCCUCAACUGAAGUGUCUCUUCUUUCCUCAUUUACUAUGCUGAAUGUCCUUGAAUUGCAUUGUGAAGUGGCUUCAAUGUAAUCAACAGUGGAUAUGUUUUCUUUUUUGUUUUGCAAUAAAGAAGCAGGUUUACACUUAGAA
Messenger RNA from Anguilla rostrata (American eel), 9195 nucleotides. RefSeq names its product probable ribonuclease ZC3H12B. The coding region runs from base 766 to 3408 and encodes 880 amino acids. The transcript has 6 exons. Gene Ontology annotation, molecular function: mRNA binding; metal ion binding; RNA endonuclease activity. Gene Ontology annotation, cellular component: cytoplasmic ribonucleoprotein granule; nucleus. Lineage: Eukaryota; Metazoa; Chordata; Actinopteri; Anguilliformes; Anguillidae. The record is from RefSeq and is a predicted model, not a curated record.